This is a messenger RNA of Zerene cesonia (dogface butterfly), 3865 nucleotides long. It is a transcript of the gene G9a, whose product is annotated as histone-lysine N-methyltransferase EHMT1. Gene Ontology annotation, molecular function: protein-lysine N-methyltransferase activity; zinc ion binding; p53 binding. Lineage: Eukaryota; Metazoa; Arthropoda; Insecta; Lepidoptera; Pieridae. Bases 170 to 3784 code for a protein of 1204 amino acids. The record is from RefSeq and is a predicted model, not a curated record. Gene Ontology annotation, cellular component: nucleus. The transcript has 19 exons.
AAGGAUAUUAUAAUCUAAAUUGUUUACAGUGAAUUAUUAUAAUAUUUUAACUAAAUAAAAACAAUGUAAAGUAUACAUUGUUAUUUAGUAAAAUUUAUUAAUUAUUUCAAAAGUUAAGCGAGGCCACCUUUACCUCGACCUCGUCUGAAUAGCCACAACCUUGAGCAACAUGUACGGCGAAGAGGACGGCGCCUCGAACAAGAAAAAAGACAAAACCGACACGUCGCCAGACUGUACUAUCGUGAAAGUGGAGAAUUCUGAAUCACCUACGAAAGAAUCCGACGAUCCAAAACCGCGUAUCGUGUUAACUUUUCGCUCCGACAAAUCGGGUGCAAAAACUAGCAACAUGAAGAUAGUUUCCAAGGAAGAAAAACAUGAAGAAACGCCGAGACGUUCAAGUCGCACUCGAAAUGCCAAAUGUGAGUCUGACGAUGACAGUGAACUUGUCUCACCCAAAAAAGAAAAAGUUGUAUCUGAAAGUGAAGAGACGUCGGAUAGCUCGCGAACGAAACAUUCCACGCGGCGUCGCGGGAGAGAGUCCUCCGAUGUUAUUGCCAAUGCAAUCGCUCGAAAAGAGAAGUAUAAUGAAGCUGCAUCAACAUCUACCAGACCUACCCGUAGAAUCAAGCCAACAGCUAAGGUACUGGCUAAUGAAGAGUUACGUAUAGGACUAGAAUCGCAGAACAUUACUCGACUUGAUACAUCAGAUAAAACUGUGGAAGAGGGAGUCAGGACACGCAGGUCUGCACACAGGAAUGUUGAUCAAGUGGAAAAGAACAAAAGAAGAGUGGAGGAGAGCAUAGGAGAUGAGAGUGACAAUUCAGAAAUGAAACUCAAACAUCUGUGUGAAUUGGGACUCAAAUCUGUGGAGCAGAAAGUUGAUGAGGAAUCUGCCGAGGCUGACAACAGGGAAACAGAGGGCGAUAACGAGGAGUGCGAAGACGACGACACAGAGGUGAUAGUUAAACUAUUAGAGGCAGACGAGGAGAGCGGCAGUGCCAGCAGCGGAGAUUACUUCUUAUGUUCUGAGGGUGCUUCGCAGGUGGAGCGGCCGCGGCGCUCGAGGCGGCUCAACUCGAUGCCCGGCGGCAAUGAGAGCGACCGCUCCUCGCCAAUACAAGUGGAGGACGAACCUUCGAUGUCCACUAGGCGUUCAUCAAGAAGGGAUAGAAAAAGGGUUUAUUACUAUGAAGAAAUACCACAAAUGUCAGCACCAAAGAGGCAAAGGACCAAUUCGUCAAGUGUAGAGGAGGGACAGUGGGAACAUGAAGAAGAUAACAGUAAUUCAGCGGGUGCAGAAGAAGGUCCAGUAGCAGCCAGUCCUACGGGAGCAUUGGCUGUAUUUGCUGUGUGUCAGUGUGAGGAUACGACGAACAUCUAUGCCGCGCCGUCAGAACUCACAGAGCCAGUAUUCUGUCAAGCGAUCGAAAUUGUCGAUGGUAUGCGGGUGGGGUGCUCGCACAAGGCGCAGCGCGAGGAGGACGGCGGCCUCUCGAGCAUGCGCAGGGCGGGCCCGAGGGCGCCAUACUUGCUGCUGUGCAAGCUGCACGCGGCGCAGAUGGACAAGCACAUGUGCUGUCCCGCUUGCGGCUUGUUUUGUACGCAGGGCAUCUUCAACCAAUGCUCCAAGAACCACCUGUUCCACCUGGAAUGCGGGGUGCCGUACAGCGACGCGCGCCCGGCGGGCUGCCCGCACUGCGGCGUGCACGCGUCGCCAUGGCGACCGGUCAACAGGGCCUGCGCGAGGGUGCAGGUUAAUAUGACCUGCUCGAAUAAACGGGUCUACCUGCCGGACCAAAGGGAGCAAUGUACACCAGCAUACCUCAGCUUCUCAACCAUCGAAGAGUCAAAGCUGGAUAGCGGUCCCAUAAUUCCAGAGGACCUGAUGCCUCACCUGCCCGAUUUGGAGAGACUAUGUGAUUCUGUGAAAUUUGAUACUCAAGCAGCCUUCACGGUAUACAAGUUGUAUGAAGGAAUAAUAGCUGGGGAAACUGUUGAGCAGCUGAUGCCGAAGAUUGUGACGCGCGAUCUCCUUAACACGCCAAUAAGCGACAUAGAGGGCGGCACGUGUGUGCACGCGGCGGCGGUCAGCGGCCGACUGACCGCCCUCUGUCUUCUGCAGUACGCCGGCGCCAAUCUGGACGCGGCGGAUGCUGCGUCUCGCACUCCCCUUAUGAGAGCUGUUCUCGCCUUACUUGAAAAAGAGACGCCCGAAGAGAUGGCCGUGGAGAUUAAAGAAGAUGACAUAGACAUUAAAAAGGAAGAUGAAGAGGAUGUGGAGGUCAAAAGGGAAGCAGAAGGGGAGGAGAUUGAUGAUAAAGCAGCAAUAAAAGAGGAGCCAGAGAAGAGGGACGCUAAAGUGAAAGAGGAGGAUAUCUUGAGAGCUAUCAGAUACCUAAUCGCUGCUGGGUGCGAUGUUAAUGUGCAGGGUCCCGAAGGCAUGACCGCGCUGCACAUGGCCGCGCAGCACGGCGGCGGCGACGUUGCCGCGCUGCUGCUGCGCGGCGGUGCCGUGGCGGACGCGCGCGACGCGGGCGGCUGGACGCCGCUCGUGCGCGCCGCUGAGAACAGCCACGCGGAUGUUGCGAGGUUGCUCCUAAAGCACGGCGCAGACGCGAGCGCAACGGACAACGAAGGCAACGGCGUCAUCCACUGGUGUGUACUCGCCGGCGACGCGAGAUCGCUGCAGCUGCUGUUGGACGCCGCGUCACAUAUUGUGGACACGACCAACUCGCACUGCGAUACGCCACUACAUAUCGCAGCUCGGGAGGGACACUAUGCUUGUGUCGUGGUGCUAUUGGCGAGAGGAGCAAGGACGGACAUAGAGAACGCAUCGGGCGAGCUGGCGGCGCAGGUGAGCGCGGGCGAGUGCCGCGGCGCGAUCGUGCUCAACAUGCGCAUGGCGCUCGCGACCGCCGGCCCCUCCGCUAAGCGCCGGGUUCUCGUUCACGAUAUAUCAAACGGACGUGAACCGUACCCGGUGCCAGUGAUCAAUGAGGUGGACGACGAGCCGGCGCCCGCCGACUUCACGUACGUGUCUCAGCACGUGUACACCGAGCACGUGCACAUCGACCGCACCGUGCAGAGUCUGCAGGGGUGUACGUGCGCGGAGGCGAGCUGCGGCGCCGGGUGCGCGUGCGGCGUGCUCAGCGUGCGCGCGUGGUACAGCCCCGCCGGCGCGCUGCUGCCCGCCUUCCCGCACCACGACGCGCCCAUGCUGUUCGAGUGCGCGCACACGUGCGCCUGCGACCAGAAGCGCUGCACGAACCGCGUGGUGGGGCGGGUGGAGCGCAGCGGGUCGCUGGGCGCGCGCGUGCAGGUGUUCCGCACGGCCACGCGCGGGUGGGGGCUGCGCGCGCGCCACCGCGUGCCGCGCGGCGCGCUCGUGGCGCUGUACUGCGGCGAGCUGCUGCCGGCGCACACGGCGGACGCGCGCGCCAUGGACCACUACAUGUUCGCGCUCGACGUCAAGCCGGAUCUGCUCGAGCAAUGCAGCGACAAGACGCAGCUAUGCGUGGACGCGGCGCGGUACGGCAGCGCGGCGCGGUUCGUGAACCACAGCUGCCGGCCGAACACGGCGCCCGUGCGCGUGUUCACCGCCACGCGCGACCUGCGUCUGCCCGCCGUCGCGCUCUUCGCGCUGCGCGACCUGGCGCCCCUGCAGGAGAUCACGUUCGACUAUGGUGAUAAAUUCUGGGCAGUGAAAUCGAAGUGGAUGAAGUGUGAGUGUGGAAUGCCGGAAUGCAGAUAUCCUACAAUUAACACCGAAGAAUCGGAAUCAUAAAGAAUUGGAUCUAGCAUUUAUAUUCAAUAUUUGUAUAUUGUAUAUAAAUAAUAACAAAGCUUUAAUAAUUUUAAUCAAUUU